AUGGGCAGUCUGCGCUGCUGGCCGAGGAUCAGCUCUCUGGUGUCCUGGCAGGAAGAAGAGAAGAUGGAUGGCAGGACUGGCCCUGAGCGACAGAGAGACUGUGCCACUUCAGGGCACAGCCAACGGCUGAAGUUGGAGCCCUGCUUCCAGAGUGACCCUCUCUUGCCUUCCCCCAGCACACCCCUAAUAUCGCAGCUUCUCAGCCACUCAAUGGUUGGCAGGAGACUGGAUCCCACCAUCCUUUUCCCCUCCUCGCAGGGAGUGACCCUGCCUCAGGAAUACGAGUGUGGUGCAUCUCCUGGGGAAGGAGCACAAGCCCUGUCUUUCCCCAGGACCUGUGCCCCAGCUCCCAUGCCCUGUGCUGGUGACAGGGACCAGCUCUCAGACCAGCACCUAUGGGACCAGAUCUCUGACCAGCACCUACAGGCCAAGCGGGCCAGGGUGGAGAGCAUCAUCCAAGGCAUAAGCCUCCCACCAACCCCUCAGGCAUUUAGCACAAGUCUGGAGGCAGCUUUUUGGCAGGAGAGGGAGAGGGGUAGUGAGGUGCCCUGGGAGAGCAAGAGGAAGCCGAGGGUGCCCCAGCAGGGUUCAGGGGCAGCCAAGCGAGUAGCUCCCUUGGGGGACAGCCCCCAUGCCGAGGGCUGCCAGCAGCUGAAGGAGCAGCUCUGCUUCUUGGAGCAGCAGCUGAGAAGGCUUCAGGAAAAGUUCUCCCAGGUCUGUGACUCUGCAGACACUGCCCAAACCCAGGGAGGUUCCAAGAAAGUGCACCCAUUGCCUGGAAAUCCUGGAGACAGACUGGACAAGGACAGAGCCACUGCCACCAGUGACCCAUGCAAAGCACCUCUUUGGAGGAGCAUCCUGGAGGUGCAGGGGCCAGAGAAGGAUGAGGACAGAGGUGACACAGGUGGCCUGCCCUCUGCAGCAAGGGCUCUAUCACAGACACUGAAGCAUGAACUGGCUGAGGCGAUGUCACGGGUGGUGGACUCUGUUUUGCAGACUGCCUGGCCAAAGGCAGCCAGCCACUUCCUGCAGCAGCACCGCAGACUCCCAGUGCCAGGGCCAGAUGCCAGGAGAGAGCAUUUUGCUGCUACGAGAUGCAGAAAGCCACUUGCUAAGCCAUCUCCCAGGAACACACCAGGCACGCUGGGUUCACCCGAGGCUGAGGCCCCGUCAGGAGCUCCAGCGAAGAGCCCAGGCUCUCAUGCUGGCUCCUUCAGUUCAAAACAGGUGAGAAAAAACUCUCAGGCUCCCAGCAUGUGCUAUCCACUGGGCUUGGCUGCCCCCAUCCAGGACAGCCAGCUGCUGAGCCAGCUGCUGGGCUAUGGCCAACAUGGCCUCUGGAGCAGUGGCUCUCAUGGGAUCCCUUCUUCUCUGGAGAGGGGUCCUCUGGAGCCCCUCAACUUGCACUGGGGAACCGUCAAACUGAGGUCAUCGGUCAUGAGACAGCAGCAGCCCCUGAGCCCUGCUGGCAUGGAGGGCCUGGCACUGCUGCCGAUGCAGGAGGCACUGACCCCUGGCCACCUGAAGAAGGCCAAGCUGAUGUUUUUCUUCACCCGCUAUCCCAGCUCCACUCUGCUGAAGACCUACUUCCUCGAUGUGCAGUUCAGCCGCUGCAUCACCUCCCAACUCAUCAAGUGGUUCAGCAACUUCCGUGAGUUUUACUACAUCCAGGUGGAGAAGUCUGCCCGGCAGGCACUGCUGGAGGGAGCUGUGGAUGCUGGCAGCCUCCGGGUGUCCCGGGACUCAGAGCUUUUUCGCACCCUCAACAUGCACUAUAACAAGGGGAAUGACUUUGAGGUGCCAGGGCGGUUUCUGGAGGUGGCCAGCCUGACGCUGCAGGAGUUCUUCAGUGCCGUCAAGGCAGGCAAGGAUGCCGACCCCUCCUGGAAGAAACCCAUUUACAAAAUCAUUUCCAAACUGGACAGCGACAUCCCGGAAGGGUUCAAGGCUGUCAGAUGCUCCCAGGAACUGCUCUGCAGCUGAGCCUCUGUGACACACAGCAGCCCUGGGUUCUGUGUGCAGCCACCGUGUGCUAAGCACUUAAUGAGUGCUCUGUUAUUCUGAGUGUUUUCUCUCUGGCCUGACAGACAGCUCCUUGGAUGAGCAGUAUCACUUGCCUCAGGUGCUGGGAUUUUAUGCUGUGUGUUUUAUUCCUGUGCUCAAAACUGGUAGGGUCUUCCCAGAGACCUUGGAGGAGAGGGACAGAGGUGAAGCCAUCAGGCUGGAGCCUGGGAAAUUACCCUAAAGCAGCUCUGCCCCUGCCCCUAGGCCAGCUGCCUUCCUUUUCUUCUCCAGAGGGCCACAGGUCAGGGCAAACAGCCUUUCUGUUUAUGAAGUAGGCAGAGGUUUUAUAGUGGGCAAAGUUUUCUUGGCACAGCAGGCUGGUGGAUGUGCUCAGUCCAACAGCAUGCCUUGGUUUCUGUCCAGAUAUAGCACGCCGGUGUCCAAAGAAAACAGCUGGUGAAUUCCAGCAUUUCAAGCACCCCGUGGGGAUAGCUGACCCUGUCUGGGAGAUGUCAAAACAGUGGUGUUUUUUUUGUAGCCAGCAUGACCACCACUCCCCCUGCCUCCCUUGUGCUGUUUGGCAAGAGCCCCCCCAUGCAGCUGCAUUCUGCAGCCAAGCAGGUGAGUGUGUGCUGUUGGAAGCAGCCCAGGAGGGACCACUCACCAGCAGCACUAUCUGUGGUGCUGGAGAAGAGCAUGGUGCACAACCAGCCCCCAUCAGCCCAUCACCUGAGAGGAGAGCAUCAUGUUAAACUCCAUCUGUGUCCUCCUACACCAUGCUUCUGCUGGCAAAAUUGCCCCAAACACCUUGGCCCCACAACCUGCCCUUUGUGAAAGAGGAGCACAUUAUUUGGGACCUCUCAGUCCCUGUGGGUUUUAACAUAAGCUGGUGAGGAGCUGAGCCCGAGGUCUGCAAACCCAUUGUGGUAGGGGUAUAAACCUAAGGAGAUUUCUUUUCCCUGUGGCUAGGACUUUUCAACCUGAUGGAGCAUGACAGAACAUUGUGUGUUAUGGGUUCUCUUGUCAUGGCAGAAGUAGUGGUGAGGGGGAAAGGCUGUGAAGAGGUAUGGCAGGAGGGCUCUGGGAAGGCAGUGAUGCCUGUGUUCAUUUCUUGAG
This is a messenger RNA of Melopsittacus undulatus (budgerigar), 3120 nucleotides long. RefSeq names its product prospero homeobox 2 (gene PROX2). Bases 1 to 1983 code for a protein of 660 amino acids. Gene Ontology annotation, molecular function: RNA polymerase II cis-regulatory region sequence-specific DNA binding; DNA-binding transcription factor activity, RNA polymerase II-specific. Gene Ontology annotation, biological process: regulation of transcription by RNA polymerase II. The record is from RefSeq and is a predicted model, not a curated record. The transcript has 5 exons. Gene Ontology annotation, cellular component: nucleus. Lineage: Eukaryota; Metazoa; Chordata; Aves; Psittaciformes; Psittaculidae.